This is a messenger RNA of Gamsiella multidivaricata, 311 nucleotides long. RefSeq lists its product as uncharacterized. The transcript has 2 exons. Bases 97 to 264 code for a protein of 55 amino acids. Lineage: Eukaryota; Fungi; Mortierellomycota; Mortierellomycetes; Mortierellales; Mortierellaceae. The record is from RefSeq and is a predicted model, not a curated record.
CAUAUUUAACACGUUUUUCUAUUUUCAUUUCCUUUUACAACCAUAACAACAACAACAGAAGGCAUAUCAACACCGAACCAAGAGUCCAUUAAAUCGAUGCAUCAGGCCCUGUUUGCCAGCAUUGAUGAGGACGAGGGGAUGGCGCAGACUAUUGCGACGCUGCAGGGACUGCGAGUAGAACAAGGCAAGUCGAUGUCGGAGCAUGACAGGCGGGAGUUAGCGGCACGAGUUGCACUCUCGUUUGGAAUGCAGAUGGGCGAGUGACAGCAGGUACGGGUCCUCCUCUGACAAUAAAGAUCACGCACUCAUUC